AUGGUUACACAAAGCGUGGAGGAUAGUUCCAGAUCUGGUCCAAGACGGACUAUUGUAGGGGAUUUAUUGAAACCGUUGAAUUCAGAAUAUGGUAAAGUAGCUCCUGGAUGGGGAACUACCCCCUUUAUGGGGGUCGCAAUGGCUCUAUUUGCAAUAUUUCUAUCAAUUAUUUUGGAGAUUUAUAAUUCUUCCGUUUUACUGGAUGGAAUCUCAGUGAGUUAG
Amborella trichopoda is the source of this 222-nucleotide messenger RNA. NCBI's taxonomy places the organism in Eukaryota, Viridiplantae, Streptophyta, Magnoliopsida, Amborellales, Amborellaceae. The record is from the annotation of a RefSeq genome assembly.